Syzygium oleosum is the source of this 648-nucleotide messenger RNA. RefSeq lists its product as uncharacterized. Bases 1 to 648 code for a protein of 215 amino acids. The record is from RefSeq and is a predicted model, not a curated record. The transcript has 2 exons. Lineage: Eukaryota; Viridiplantae; Streptophyta; Magnoliopsida; Myrtales; Myrtaceae.
AUGAACCCCAUGAAGCUCUUUGUUCUUCUCAUCACCCUUAUUGCUCUCGAACCAACCCAUGUGAUCGGGUUCGGUCCGAUCGAAUCUGUUGUAUUUGACAACACCACCGGCACCCCGGACACAAGGUUCAAGCAAGAAAUCGGGGCGUCUUACACCGGCAUAGUUCUGUUAGAGGCUUCAGACUUCUUUUUGAAGACUUUCAGACAAACUUAUGGAGGAGGGAAGAACUACACGUCUAUAGAUGCAAUCAUCGAGAGCUUUAGGGCAAAUGGAAUCGGAUGGCAACCCCUCCAAGUUGCCAUUACCGGAGGCAACCAGAUUCUUCUAAAUGCGGACUACGUUCAGGCUUAUAUUGGUGAUGUAAAAGCCGAGUUCACUGGAAUUCUGUUGACCUCCGGAUGGCCAUCGAAAGGCUGGGUUGCGAAGGGGUCGGGCUCAAGGUGGGACGAAGGAUAUGCUGUUACGGCAUACUUUCUGGAGUACUGUAACGGGCUCAGAGACGGAUUCAUUGCCGACCUAAAUGCCAUGAUGAGGUAUUACUAUAGUGAUGCUUUCUUCGUGCAGCUACUCGGGAAGUCUGUGUACGAAUUGUGGGACGACUACAAACUACAAUCGGCACCUGCACCGGCACCGGGUUCAGGAUGUUAA